AGACAUAUUCUGCAUUCUUCUCUGUGCAGAAACUCUCUAUUGCAUCACAUACAUAAUAUAUUAAAAAUAUAGUAUUCAACAUGGCUUAUGCUGCUAUUACUUCUCUUUUGAGCACAACUCAUGAGUCAUUGUGGAAAAACUCUAUUGCAUCAUAUACACACUAUUAUAAGAUUCAAUCUUUGAGAACUAUAAUGGAGAAAUCCUACAAUAUAAAAGGGGAUAUUGAGGACUUGACAAGAUUGGAAGCUGAAAUCAUAGAGCUAGCAUGCAUCACAGAAGAUAUGAUUAACUCAGAAUCAAGAAAAGUUUCCUUAGCGAAAAACCAAAUUUCACGAAGAAUAGCUGUUUGGAAACUUAAUUUCCUCUUGAAACGAGCAGUAGGACGCAUUGAUUUCACCGUGAAGAAGUGGAUAGGAAUGCUGAACAGCAAAGAUCUGAAAGCACAAAAUUUGACCCUCGAAAGUACGUCACAACAUGCCUUACAACAGACUGAGAGUAUGAUGAUUGGCUGUGAAAAUGAAUUUGAGAUGAUACGGGAUCAACUUACUAGAGGGACAAGCCAACUAGAUGUUGUUUCAGUUGUAGGUAUGGGAGGCAUCGGUAAGACAACUUUGGCUAAUAAGAUUUACAAUGAUCAGUUCAUUUUGUUUCGCUUUGACAUACGUGCAAAAGCUACUGUUUCACAAGAGUACUGCGCGAGAAAUGUACUCCUACGCCUUCUUUCUUCUGUAAGUGGGAGUAGAAAAAUUGAUGAAUCGUAUGAGCAACAAGAUGAUGGGCAACUAGCAGAUCGACUCCAAAAGUUUUUGAAAAGCAGGAGAUACCUGAUUUUCAUCGAUGAUAUAUGGGCUAAAGAAGCUUGGGACGAUGUAAAACUAUGUUUCCCGGACUGUGACUGUGGAAGCCGAAUACUCCUAACUACUCGGAAUAUGGAAGUAGCUAAAUAUGCUAGCUCAGGUGAAACCCUUUAUCAAAUGAGUUUCUUGAAUCAUGAUGAAAGUUGGAACUUACUGCGCGUAAAAGUCUUUGAGGAUGCCUGUUUUCCCCCUGAAUUUGAAAAAGUUGGGAAACAAAUUGCAUUAAAUUGUAAAGGAUUGCCUUUAGCCAUUGUUGUGAUUGCAGGACUUCUCUUGAAAAUUGGUAAAUCAUUGGAUGAGUGGAAAAGUGUUUCCGAGAAUAUAACUUCCUUGAUAAGCACAGAUCUUGAAGUCCAGUGCAUGAGAGUGCUCGCUUUGAGUUACCAUCACUUGCCUCAUCACCUAAAAUCGGUUUUUCUUUAUUUUGCAAUCUUCCCCGAGGAUGAACUAAUUUCUGUGGAUAAACUUGUGAACUUAUGGGUGGCAGAGGGUUUUUCGCUGGAACAAUAUGCAGAACAAUGUCUCACAGAUCUUAUCGGUAGAAGUUUAAUUUUCAUCCACCAUUUGAGUUUUGAUGGAAAAAUCAAAGCCUGCGGAAUGCAUGAUGUGAUCCGUGAACUCUGCUUGAGAGAGGCUCAAAACUUAAACUUCGUGAAUGCUAUAACUGAAGAUCAAAACUCAUGUGAACAAACCAGGCAUUUUUCCACAAAGCGCCGGGUCAGUGUUCAGUCAGAGCUAUCCUCUUUUGCUGCCAAUCAGUUGGCAACGGUUCAUCAUAAUAUGGCCCGUUCCGUUCUCCUUUUCAUCCGAAAUCCCUCAAACUCAGGAAUAAUGCAUGAGUUGGAGCGUUUCAAGGUCUUAAGGAUACUAGAACUUGCUUCACCAACUUUGGAUGCUUUUCCCAGUUGUGUAGUUGAUUUAUCUCUGCUGCGAUACCUAGCUUUGACUUUUUACUCGUCCAUUAACGAUCAUGAUAUUAACAUUCCUCCAUCAAUAUCUAGACUUCAAUAUUUGGAAACUUUUAUACUUAAAUUUCCAAAAUAUUAUGGACGCCCGAAAAUUUCCUUCACAUUACCUGGUGAAAUUUUCAAAAUGUCACAAUUGAGGAACCUCUCCUUGGAUAGGAAUAACAUGGUUCCUCAUAAGUAUGAAGGGACUUUGCGUAAUUUGCAGUGUUUGUCCGGAUGGAAUCCUUUAUAUUGUGAUUACCAUUUCACUCAACAAGUUCGUUUUUUAAGGAAGUUGCAGAUAUGCGGUAACCAACAAGACUACAUAAAAAGCAAUGAAAUGAAGGGCCUCCAUGAUCCUCGAUCCUUUAUUCGGCUUCAGGAAUUGAAAUUUGAUGGGAUGCCACAUUCAGUACUUCCUCCUCUGGAAGCUUUUCCGAAGAACCUGAUGAAGUUAGCUUUGACGAAUACUUGUGUGAAUUUGAAGGAUUUGCGAAUUCUUGGUAAGUUGCCCAAACUUGAGGCACUCAAACUAAAAUUUGCUUCCUCCAAUUAUAUUGGUUCGGAGUGGAAAGUAGCUGAGGAAGGGUUUCCACAGUUGAAGUUCUUGUUGCUGAAUCGCUUGAACAUCAAGUACUGGAGAGCCAGUAGUGAUCAGUUUCCAUGCCUUGAACGACUAUUCCUUGAGGAAUGUUUGAAUAUGGAUUCGAUCCCAGAAGAUUUCGCAGAGAUAACCACACUCCAGCUGAUUGAUAUACGCAUGUGUAAGGAAUCAGUUCUAAAUUCUGCCGAGAAGAUUCAAAAGGAUGUUGAAGACAACUAUGGAGGUUCUAUUGAGGUCCAUUUUCGCUACAUCCUUUAGGUCAUCUUUUUUCUUGAAUGACUUUAAUAAUUGUAACCUGUAUUCAUUCUGUAUGUUCUGUUGCAAAAGUUCCGCGAAGUAGAUUCAAUAAUAAAUUGAAGACAACAUCAGUUAGGCAUGUAAGACAUCAUAAUGCGCAAAAAGCAGCAUAAGAGUGCAUAUAUUAGCGGUGCAUAUUGCAAAUUAGUCAUGUGAAACUACAUAUCUUAUUUACUAAAACAAAGCUUAUCUAUGCUAAAAAAAUUCUUUGGAAGAGAAAAGCUUAUUAAAUUA
This is a messenger RNA of Capsicum annuum, 2939 nucleotides long. Its product is annotated as putative late blight resistance protein homolog R1B-16. The transcript has a single exon. Lineage: Eukaryota; Viridiplantae; Streptophyta; Magnoliopsida; Solanales; Solanaceae. Gene Ontology annotation, biological process: defense response to other organism. The record is from RefSeq and is a predicted model, not a curated record. Bases 81 to 2666 code for a protein of 861 amino acids. Gene Ontology annotation, molecular function: ADP binding.